CAUGCAAGCAGUCCUUACUGACGUCACCCCAGCUCCCACAGCGAUGCCGGUAAUGAUGGAAAAGUCGGGUUCAGCAGGAAUCCUGUCCCGUGGUACCAGGAUGAAAAGUAUUAACAAUGGAAGCAACAAUGGGAACCAGCACCCACGGCACUCUGAGGAGGAGAGCAGCGAUGAGGAACGCUCACAUGGAACUAUGUCUGCUGUUUCCAUUGAGUGGAAAAAACGGGAUCAGCACAGCCUGCAUGACAGUAUGAUCCGGGUUGGAUCCGAUUACCAGGCUGUUGUUCCAGAAUGUCAUCCAGACAGUGCUUCCCGUUUCAGUGAGAAGGAUACAAAAGGCAUGUUGGUAUGGUCUCCCAACCACAACAUUUCUGAUGCAAAACUUGACGAAUAUAUCGCCAUGGCCAAGGAGAAGCAUGGGUACAACAUAGAACAGGCACUGGGAAUGCUCUUGUGGCAUAAGCAUGAUGUCGAUAAAUCGCUCGCUGACUUGGCCAAUUUCACUCCUUUCCCGGAUGAAUGGACUGUGGAAGAUAAAGUGCUGUUUGAACAGGCCUUUAGUUUCCAUGGGAAGAGCUUCCAGCGCAUCCAGCAAAUGUUACCAGACAAACUCAUCUCCAGCCUGGUGAAAUACUACUACUCCUGGAAGAAGACCCGAACUCGAACAAGUGUGAUGGAUCGACAAGCUCGCAAGCUGGUGCACAAGAAGGAGCGGGAAGACAGUAAUGAUGAGGCAGAAGAAGUGACAGUGCAGAUUGCAGACGACAGUGAUUAUGAGCCUGAUGUCAAGAGGGAGCGCUCCGGGGAACAGAAACCCACAAAUGGCAAAUCAGUGUCAGUGAAGAGAGAGUCGCAGAGCAUCCAGUAUCGCCAUCAUCCGCCACGCUCAAAGAGACGGCCACCUAAGGAUAUGUACCUCAGCCAAGAUGAGGUUGCUGGAGUCUCUGCUAACCCCAAUGCUGCCACCAUCUCUCUUCGACAGUUGGACUCACAGCUCAUCUCCAUCAAGCGUCAGGUUCAGACAAUAAAACAGAUAAACAGCUCAUUAAAGCAAACACUGGAUGGGGGGAUCGAUAAACUGCGACCACCAGAGUCCAAUUUGAAGCUCAACUCUCGCUGGACGACCGAGGAGCAGCUCCUGGCUGUUCAAGGAAUUCGUAAAUAUGGGCGGAAUUUCCAGGCCAUUGCAGAAGUGAUCGGGAACAAGACACUGACCCAGGUGAAGACCUUCUUUAUCAGUUACCGUCGCCGUUUCAACCUGGAGGAGAUUCUGCAGGAAUGGGAGGCAGAGCAGGAGGUGCAGGGCAAUGCUGGCACUCUGUCGGGACUGGACGAUGGUGGUGCCUGCAACCCAUCACUAGCUAGCAGCGAAGAGGAGGCAGAAGAGGAGGCCGAGGUCCAAGUGACGCCCGUGCUUGCUGCCCCAGCUCCGCCCACUCCGACCCCUGCUGCCGCCCCAGUGACCCCAGCGACCCUCUCACAGCCUCCGCCGCUGCUCAGACCGAGCCUGCCUGCAGCCCCUGCCCUCCACAGGCAGCCACCUCCCCUACAGCAGGGCCGCUUCCUCCUGUCCCGGCCUCCACUCAACCAACCACCUCCUCCACUGAUCCGGCCUGCAGUUGCACUGCCCCCAGGAGCUCGACAGAACCCACGGCCCAUCCUGUCUUCGGUUAGCUCGCAGCACCUCCCCUCCCUCAUCGGUAUCCAGCUUGAAUCACCAUCAUCCUCUGCACACUGAGUUCCACCCAAGACCACAAGCAUCGUAACUACGAUCGACCAUGGCCCUGGGUGUCACAGCUGUGAUCAACAAAGAUGCAAGCAUCUUAGCUACGAUCAACAAAGACUGUAAGCAUCGUACCUACAACCAGUGAAGUCAUAAACAUUGUAGAUGAGAUCAACUAACUUAAAGAGCAUUGUAGCUGCAAUCAGUGAAAACCAGGACUGCAAGCAUCGUAGCUACAAUCAACAACAAAACAGAGUUUUAAGGCUUUUUUUUGUUCAUUAAUUUCAAAGCUUUAGUUUUUAAAAAGAAAAGUAAGGUUUUAACUUUCUGGUGCUUUGUCAACAUUUGGGAGAUCUGACCUCCCGAAUCUGUAACACUACAAAGCAGUGAUCUGCUUACCUCUAUUCACCCUGAGAAGGAUUAAAUCAAGAUCACCUUGUAUUUUGGGAAUGUGUGUGUGGGGGUCAGUCCUGGUUCCCAGGAGGUGAGAAGGGGAUCAGUUCUUGAACCCCAGGACGGGAAAGGGGAAAUCAGUCUGAAGCCUGGGAUGGGAGAAGAAAGUGAAUCCUGGACCCAAGGAUUGGAGAUAGAGGUCAGUCCUGGAUCCCAGCAUCAGAGGUAGAGGGGUUCACUCAUCACCUUAGUGGAAGAGAGGAGCAAGUGGAUCUCAGGAGGAGACAGAUAUAUUUGGGGGUGGGAAGAGAAGAAUGUCUGUCCUGGACGAGACCCUGGAGAUGAGAGAGAAGUCAGUCCUGGAUCUUGGGAUGGUUUGGGGGAAAGGGGGUCAGUCUAAUUGGCCAUUUUCAGUUCUAUAUUAACUGGAGCCGACCCAGAAGUGUUUAUUGUCCAAUUAAAUAGGAUUGUCUUUGAGACUCCCAGUGGACAUUAUCAAGUGGACAUUAUUCUGGUCCCUCCAGUCCCUUCUCUCCUGUUCCCACUCUGUUCACUUGCUGUUUUGAAUCUUCCGUAUCCUUCCGGUUCUUGGAUGGCUAGAAGAUUUCUAGAAUGCUGUCCUUGUCUGCUUGAGGGAGAAGCUGUCUGUCCAUCCUUUAGGACCAGGUGGCUGAAGAUGAUGGAAUAACUAAAAGUGAAGACUAAUAUUUCCUUUGUGAAACCUGAAAAGGGACCUUAUGUUGAUUGACUGAGUCUUGGGUGGUGAGGAAGAGUGUUGGUGAGUUAAUAAGCAGAUAGCUGAAGGAUGGGUGGGUAAGGGGAGACACAGUCUGUAUUCCACAUGACUGCAGUACUUGAACAAUGUUGGAGUGUUCUUCAUUCGUAUACAUGAUAGCCAAAAGCAAGAUGUAAGAGUGUGUUGCUGUCCUUAAGUGGCACUCCUAUUGCUGCAGCAUCAUCUAACUGCAGCCUUGAGACUGAGCCCUGCUCCAUUGGUUCAGAAUGACCUAAGAAGAGUUGAGGUCCUGAUCACCGUUUAUUUUACUUGAUUUCUUUUAAAAUAUGAAUUAGUGUUAAAAACAUAAACUGAGCUUUUCUCUUGUAUGGACAAAAUCUCAGUGUGAGAACAUUAGUCAAUGGGGAGGAAGGUUGGUGAAUGUGACAGAUAUUGAUUGGAGAGGUGUGAUGAGAUCAGAGAUCUUAGAGAGUCCAUGGGAUGAAGGUUUACUUGAGCAAUGUUGAGUUUUCCUACAAUUCUGACUCUCAGAAGAAUCCAUUCCAGCCCAUCAUGUCAAAAGCUCUUUUAAAAAAUGUAUCUCAAUUUUUCCACUUUCCCUUCAGUUUCCCCACAGCCUUGCAAGCAUUUCCCUUCCACCUUUUUAUUGCAUUUAGGUGGCACGGUGGCACAGUCCAAAUACGUACAGGUUAAGUGGAUUGGCCAUGCUAAAUUGUCCAUCGUGUCCAGGGAUGUGCAGACUGGGUGGAUUAGCCAUAGGACAUGCAGGGUUACAGGGACAGGGUUUGGGGAGGGGUGUUCUGGGUGGAUGCUGUUCGGAGGGUUGGUGUGGACUCGAUGGGUCGAAUGGCCUGCUUCCACACUGUAGGUAUUCCAUCAAAUCUAUGAAUUUAUUUUGACAUUUCUUGUUGAAUCUGCCUCCACUGCCCUUGCAGGAUGCACAUUGUAGAUCGUAACAACUUGCUGUGUCACAAAAUUCCUCAUCGCCUCUCUAGUUCUUUUCAAAUCUGUGUACCUCUGGCUUCUGACUGUUCCUGUCACUGGGAAUCAUUUCUUUUUAUUCUUGUUGAAGUUGUUUAAUUUUGUAUUGCACCAAAGAAGUGAAGGCUGAGAGAUUCUCUCCUCCUCCAUCUCUUUGUCUCAUGUCAUUGCAAGAAUUGCUUUAUUUUCCUGAUCUCAGCUACUCUGAAUAACUUUAAGAUGAGAAAACUGUUCUCCAGAAGUAUUACCUAUCCAGCUACCACCUUGCUAGCUUGAGCUAAGAGUGGUGACUGCUCCCUGAGCUACUCAUCCUCAGCUACACUCAAGGCACUUAUCAGGGAAGAGGGCAUAAUGGUCACAUCACUUUCUUCCUCUCUGAUGGUCACCAAUCUUCUCGCCUUAUUCCCUCCUGCAUCCCUGUCUCCCUCCUCAGCCACUCCACAGCCAUAGCACCCAGCUACAACUCGGAGUAACCAUUUCCAGUGUGGGUCCUAUACUUUCCAUUAAUUUAGAAGGAGCUUUGAUUGCUGUAGCAAUUGUCAUCACCUCGGAAACUCCCAUCACAAGUGCUUUCCAGCCAAUGAAGUGUAGUUACUGCUGUAAUGUAAACAGGGGGCGUUUUACACAUGGUGGUGAGAUAAAUGAGCAGAUAUGGUUUUUCAAUUAAGAGAGGGGUCAGUGUUCACUGACCUCAGGAAGGGUUUACACUCACAGCUGUUCUGACCUUGCUUCAGUGCAGUGUAUCCUCUCAAAAGCCUUGCAGAUGCUUUUCGAUUUUGCUGGGAUGCUAACCUGACCCCUGAAGAGCUGCCCCUCCCAGCACCACACCGCCACCACCACCACUACCACGAAUCCAAAACUAGGAGUCAACUAGAACUAUUGGAUAAUGUGUUUAAUAUCAACUUGGAGCUGAUGUGCAGGUUUUAAGAUCUGGUUUAUGGUGUUAGCAAAUCCCAAUGACACAGUGGCAGCAGCACCUGGUUGUGUCAGCUCACUUUGAGCUCCCUAUCUCCAGAGUACUGAUAUGUAUGAGGGUAAUUUCAUUAAUUGUUUCAAAUAUGUUAGCUUUUAUUACAGAUGACCAGCCAGAGUCACUAGGCAGUAGGCCAAGGGUCUGUCUGUUCGUUUGCAGGAACCCAAAUGCUGCUUGUCUCAGAUCACCUGUACAUAAACAGGUUACAGCAUCUGAGGCCUGGAGCUGUGACUUUACCUAUUGGUGGCCUACGGCAAUCGACUGUGCUCAUUUUGCUGUGUCAGGGUCACUCCACAGCACUUGUUUCAUGUCUCUGCUCCGAGUGAACGGAUUUGCAGGAAAGGGAGUAGGGACAAGCACCAUGUAUUAUUUCCUGCAAAACUAUGUCGUAUAUGAGACAAAAUGUCCAGCAUGCACCAAGACUGAAUGGAAACCAUUGAGUUCCUUGAAGGAAUCUCUUGUGAAGGUUAAAUGUAUAAUGAUUUGGUUCUGGAGCUUUUGGAAAUUUAGUGAGGUUGUGGAUAGACACUUUCUCUUGCUGUUAUUCAUCCAGAAUUCCGUUGCGACCUUGUGUGUUCUGGGGUUAGGAUGGUGGUGCUACUGAAACUUUCUUCUUCCUCCACAAAUGUGAGUGUUCUACAGACUGAUGCUGGUUCCCUCAUGGUGACUUCCCAUUGUGAUUUGGCUAUUUUGAAAUUAGAGCAUCCUUUACCAUUACAGCCACAAAUCUUCUUUGGAUUCACAGGUUUACAAAUCUGAUUCUGACGUAAGGUGUUCCUGUGUUAGUCAAUUCUGUAAGCAAUCGGAUUGCCUUUUUUAAAUGUUGUCUUUAUUAUCAGAUUGGGGUGUAUAAUAAUGACAUCACUUUUAUGCAGAUUGGUGUCUGUCUUUUACACAUACCCUUUUGUCUAUUACCACAAUAAGUUCACACAGAGUUAAUAAGACUUCUUGGAGUCACUUAUCUUCUUUAUUUAAUAGGUGAAUGUAGGAGGUAAUGCCGAUUAUCAGAUUUGCUUGGUUCAGUCAAUACAACUUGGCUGUGUAUGAUUAUAAAGAAAGCAUGCCAGCCCACUUUGAUGCCUUAGUGAAAUAGAGCAACUACACUUCAUUUGACAGUCCAAAGUAGGAUCCUGUCUUGUGGGUUCCUAUCUCUGUUAUUUACCUGACUCCCUAUUUCCCCCACACUUCUUGUCUCUCAUCUCGAAAGCCAGUCUUUUUCCAACCGUUCUGCCACCCUGUAGAUGGUAAAGAGCAGCAAUUUGGGUUUUUCUGCACUUACUGAAAGAUGUUCUCUGAUUUUCUGAAUAAGCUAAUGAAUUACCUGCUGAGUUAGAUUAAUGCUUAGCAUUUUAACCAGAUUCUUUGUGGGGAAAACUGGUCAAAAAAUUGUGAUAAAUAUGCCAUGUGAAUGAGAGAUGGACUGGAGUUAAAACAUUUGCUGUUACCUUUUUCCUCGGCCCCAUUUUGAGCCUUGCAGAACUUGGCAGUGUAGCAAUAUUGUCGCUAAUACAAAUACCUCAAUGGCCAGUACUCCAGGGAACCAGCAUGAGGGAAAUCAACAUUUUAAUGUUGCAUUCGUAUAGAUUUCAAAAUUGAAUGUGUGUGAAAUAGCUGAACUGCAAAACCAUUAAUGGACAGCUCUCACACUUUGUACCCUAGACUAGCAGGAUUCUGUCAAUUAAAUACCUACUAGAACUUUUUUAGGUAUAUGUUUUUCUGGGAUGGCCGCUCUCAGACCUCAGUCAGUGCUCGUGUCUGCUGUGGACAACUGUUUCAGUAUUAGCUACCUGUAUGUUCUGUUGUGUUUUUAUGAAGAGUAUUUGUUUUUGUGUGUGUGCGCGCGCGCGCGCGCGUGUGUAUGUGUGUAUGUGUGUGUGCGCGUACCCGCGCAUGCAUAUUUUUAAAAUAUCAUUUGACAAUUUCUUAACUUAUUUUUGGUGUUUUACAAAAAAGUUUUUUUUUUUUUAGUGAGUUUGGUAUACUUCUUCCCUGCGGAGUCAGUUCAGAAUUUCCAAGUGUUCAGCAAUGGAAAUUAUGAAUUAUGGGAUUUCAAUAAAAUAUUUUACUAGUCACUGACUUA
Molecule: messenger RNA, 6886 nt
Organism: Rhincodon typus (whale shark)
Lineage: Eukaryota; Metazoa; Chordata; Chondrichthyes; Orectolobiformes; Rhincodontidae
Gene: rcor2
Product: REST corepressor 2
Exons: 13
Coding region: 2-1738 (578 amino acids)
Biological process (GO): regulation of transcription by RNA polymerase II; negative regulation of DNA-templated transcription
Cellular component (GO): transcription regulator complex; histone deacetylase complex
Molecular function (GO): transcription corepressor activity
Source: RefSeq, a predicted model, not a curated record